CGGCUGCCGCAGCUCAGGGGCGGGGGUCGUCACCGUCGCUUUACCGGCCCGCGGCUCCCAGCUGGGGGAUGGCCGCGCCUCCCCGGGGCCGUGCGGAGGCGGCUCUCUGAUCCUCGGCGGGGCAGUCGGGCCUCGGGGGGUCUGCGGGCUGCAGACGGCCGCGCCUCGGCUGCAUGUCCCGGUCGGCGAGUCUCGCGGGGCCGCGCUGCCCGCAGGUUCCGAUGGCCGAGGAGGCGCAGGCUCGGCGGAUCCCGUCACUGCAGGAGCUGGUGCGGUUUGAGGAGGUGGCUGUGUACUUCUCGCAGGAGGAGUGGCGGCUCCUGAAUGAGACCCAGAGGAGCCUGUACCAUGAUGUGAUGCUGGAGAACUUCGCACUGGUUAGCUCACUGGGUUGCCUGAGUAGACUGAAGGAUAAGCAGGUGAGGAACUGCAGAGCCCAUUUGUCCGAGAAGCCCUUUAUGUGUGGAGAGUCUGAGAAGGAUGACCCGGUCCCCUUAGACCUCAUCAAGCACCAGGCCAUCCCUACAGAUGGGAAGCCACACAGCAGCACCGAGCCCGGGGACGCUCUCCCGCUCAGCUCUGAUCGUGAGCAGCAGCACGUAGUGCAUGAUACACAGAGCCCUUUCAAGUGCAGUGAAUGUGGGAAGGUCUUCCGGAAUACCUUUGCUCUCCUUGAGCACCUGAUAAGUCACUCUGGAGGAAGACCCUUCAGAUGCCCAGCAGGGAGAAGAACCUUCAGAAAGAAUUCAACUCGUAUUAAUCACAGAAAAAUUCAAAUGGGAGAAACAUCCCAUGUGUGCAACGAGUGUGGGAAAGCCUUCAGUUACCCAUCUAAACUGAGGAAGCACCAGAAGGUUCACACGGGCAUAAAACCUUUCCAGUGUAGUGAUUGUGGGAAAACCUUCAACCGCAAAGAUGCACUGACUCUGCACCAGAGGAUCCACACUGGAGAAAGGCCGUAUGAGUGCAGCAAAUGUGGGAAAGCCUUCAGUGUUCUGUCCACCCUCAUCCGGCACCGGAAAGUUCACAUUGGAGACAGGCCCUAUGAGUGCAGGGAAUGUGGCAAGCUUUUCAAAUACAACAACAGCUUCAUUCUUCACCAGAGGGUCCACACGGGAGAAAGGCCUUUUGAGUGCAAGCAGUGUGGUAAAGCCUACGUGACCCGCUCUGGCUUGUAUCAGCACUGGAAGCUGCACACUGGGGAGCGGCCCUACGAGUGCAGCCUGUGUGGAAAAACCUUCACGACCAGGUCCUACCGCAAUCGCCACCAGCAGUUCCACACGGAAGAGAGGUCCUACAAAUGUACAGAAUGUGGGAAAGCCUUCAAACAUAGUUCUACCCUCCUUCAGCACAACAAAGUCCACACUGGAGAAAGGCUUUAGAGCAGGGCACGUGGGAGAGCCUGUGGCUGACGUCUCCUUUCAGGAGGACAUUGAGAGCAGCCUUUGUGAGAGUGCCCUUUGAAAGAAGCUGAACCUUAUAUCUUGUUCCCAUGCCUGCCAGGUGUGUGGGAAGUUUUGGGGAGCUAUGUUGCACUCUCUGGCCUGCCCAAGGUUGUUAACAUCACUGCCAGUUUCUGUGACAGAAGCCAUCCCACCUCCAUCCCCUGGCAGUCACCAUGAUGUGUUCAGGGGUGGCAGACCUCAUGCUCCCUUCUUCUAAACAGGAGAGAAUUGUGACUAGCGGAGCCUAUAGGUGACCUUAUUUUCUCCCCUCAACUGGUCUAGGAGAAAGCAUGACCCAGUCUGGCUAAGAUGAGCUGAGCGAGUGUUUGGUGGGGGAAGGGUAGGAGUACUUCUAUGGAAGGUUUGCCAUUAUCACGGAUACACGUAGUAUUUGUCAUGCUGUGGCACAGACCAUGAUUGCUCUGGGAUGUGUAGUGAUAAAGAUACCUUUAAUAUUGGGGGUUCUAAUUCCUUUGUGUUGAGGGAUUGAGAACAGAGUUGGCCUCUGUCACCAGGCAUAGAGGGCCUAGAUUUUGUAUGUUGGAAGGGUGUCUCUGACUUUUUCCUGCCCUGGGACAGCAGGGUAGCAAAGACUAGGUGUAGUUAAGAUUGACCUAAUUUGCACUGGUGUCUGUCCUUCAGAAGGACUGGUAGGGUGGAUGUUCUUCAAGGUCCUGAGAAAGAAGAUCCUGUAGUCCUGGGACAUGGCAUUUGUAACCCAGCCCCUGCCCCUGGUGUCUGUGGACAGUGUGUCCUUUAUUGUUGCCUAGCUUUUGCUGCCACCCUCUGAAGCUCAGUGUGUGGAUCCAGAUUUGAUUUGUUGGACCCUUUGAUUUUAUUUUUACUUAUUUAUUUAUUUAUUGACAGGCAGAGUGGACAGUGAGACAGAGACAGAGAGAAAGGUCUUCCUUGUGCCGUUGGUUCACCCUCCAAUGGCCGCCGCAGCCGGUGCACUGCGGCCGGCGCAUUGCACUGAUCUGAAGCCAGGAGCCAGGAGCUUCUCCUGGUCUCCCAUGGGGUGCAGGGUCCAAGCACUUGGGCCAUCCUCCUCUGCACUCCCAGGCCUCAGCAGAGAGCUGGCCUGGAAGAGGGGCAACUGGGACAGAAUCCGGCGCCCCGACGGGGACUAGAACCCGGUGUGCCGGCGCCGCAAGGGAGGAUUAGCCUAUUGAGCCACGGCGCCGGCUUGGACCCUUUGAUUUUAAAGAUUUUAGAAACUAUUUCCCUAAAAGGUAAAUUGUCAGUUCAGCAAAACUUGUAUGUUGGAUGUCACUGUAUCUCUUAUGCCAAAAUUACACUUCCUGAGGAGAACAUUUCCUGAGAGUCAUGUUUGGGGUGAAAGCAGGAGAUCCCAGAUGGAGAGGCUUUGGACCAUAGUGAUCAGUUCAUGUAUUGGGAUAAGAACCACAACUGCUGCUGCUGCCUCUGCCCAGAGUGAUUCUUACUCAUUCUAUUGAUGACCACACCCAGACAAGCAGGCUUACAGGCAGGGGAGUUUGGGGCCAGUCUGCUCCAUUUCUCCCCAGCACCAUAAAGAUAUAUGCCUACCCCUAGUCUUGCUUUGGUCUUCCUGAGGUGUAAUAAUUAUUUACUUCCAACCUAGGGGUCUGUGUGGGAGCAGAAUUAAAGUCCAGCUGAGCUAUGUAGGGUAUAGGGUAGACACUGGUGAUUACAGCUCAAUCCUUUGUACCAUAUAUGAUUAGCUGUGGUUAGAGAUCAUAAAAUGCCCCCCCACCCCAGUAUAUGGGUUAUGGGUCCUCUCCACCUCCCAUGAAGCUGCUGCCUUGUGUCCUGCUGGGCUACAUAUAGAGCAGCCAACCUGCCCAGGAGAAGGUGGAAGGUAAUGUUUCCCUUGUAGAAGAAAGCUAGAACAAAGCCUGGUGACUGGCCCUUUUACCUGCCUAGGGUGCCAGUUUGGGUGGGGUUCAUUAAUUAUAUCACUUUCCGCUCAGACUUCUUGAAUUAGGGAUUCAAAAUUGGAAUUUUGGGAGGACACAAAUGAAAACAGUUCCCUUGAUGUGGAAGAUUUUCAGCUUUAAAGCCAAACUCCAUAAUUUAAUCAUCAUUAGCUACCAUAAGUUAGCAGCCGUAAUCAUUAAUGACCAGGGUUGGUGGGAAAAGUGGAAAAAAGCCUGAGAAAGACUUUGCUAUUAACUGGAAAAGGAAGUAUACUCAUUAAUUGCUUAUGCAUCUACUUGUUUAUUCAUCAAGUGUUG
Molecule: messenger RNA, 3661 nt
Organism: Lepus europaeus (European hare)
Lineage: Eukaryota; Metazoa; Chordata; Mammalia; Lagomorpha; Leporidae
Gene: ZNF584
Product: zinc finger protein 584
Exons: 3
Coding region: 174-1382 (402 amino acids)
Biological process (GO): regulation of DNA-templated transcription
Source: RefSeq, a predicted model, not a curated record